Lodderomyces orthopsilosis Co 90-125 is the source of this 1671-nucleotide messenger RNA. RefSeq lists its product as uncharacterized. The record is from RefSeq and is a predicted model, not a curated record. The transcript has a single exon. Bases 1 to 1671 code for a protein of 556 amino acids. Lineage: Eukaryota; Fungi; Ascomycota; Pichiomycetes; Serinales; Debaryomycetaceae.
AUGAAUCCCUAUUCACAGCACGUUUGCCUACUACUAUCCUUACUACUAUCCUUACUACUAUUCUUCCCUCAGCCAACACAUUCUAUCUGGUACUUCAACCAUCAUAAAAUAUGUAAUCCAACAACAACAUCAUCAUCAUCAUCAUCAUCAAAGCCAUUCACAGGAUUCAAGAUUAUCCGCCAAUACAAAAUCUCCGGUUAUAAUCCACCCGUAUCGAUGCACUUCCUAACUAUAGCUCAUUGUAAUGAGGGAAAAGUGGAUUAUAAGAAAGUAGUUCGAACUCAAUCUAAUAAAUUUAUUGAUUGGGAUGUUCCUUUUUGUUUAUUGAAGCCAAAGAUAAGCGAAAGGGUAGUUGGGUUGAAUCAGGUCCCCACUCGUGAUAAUGAGGUUUUAGGUAAUGCAAAGUCUAGUAGGUUGAAUGAAAUUGGAUCAUCGACGAUUGGAAAUCAAAAAUACCCAAAUGUAACGCAGGGACGAGCUAAUAGUAAUGAACAACAUGUGGCAUCGACGACAACAAAUACCAUGAGUAAUAUUUUACAAACUAUGAAACAUAAAUCUAUCCAAAUCAAUGAAUUGAUACGUAAGAAAUUUGACCUAACAAUGGAGAAAUUAACAAAUGGUAAAUGGAUAGAAUAUAGUGGCAAGAACAAAAACAUCCAUUUCCAACAACACGGCUCUACAUCGUCAGUUGGUGAAUACAGUAAGCUAGACGGCUCCACCCCUCAACAAUCUCCUGCGGCAGUAUCCCCACUUCAUACAGCACUAACUCAAGAAAUUAACAACUUGAUAUGUUUCAAAAUGGCAAGACGUAAACGGUACGCUAAACGCAAAAUAUCAUUUUUUAUGCCAUAUACAUUUGUUGGUGGAUUGUUUGAAUGUUUAAUUCCCUUGGAUCAAAAACAUCAAAUACUUGAAUCAUUUUUAAAAAAUAAUCAAAACGAUCAGCACCAUCGUCUGUCAGUGCGGUCACUGUCAGGUGAUCAAUUCUUCAUGGUUCUGCAAAAUUUCCAAAUUAAAUGUGACCCACAUCUUUCAAGACCUAUAUCGCCCUUAAUUGCUGAAGAUUCGACAAAACAGUGGUUCGAAAAUAAGUUUCACCAUCUACUCAACCCCAAAUUCAUUCAGACUAUACCUUACCUAACCACAACAACAACAACGACUUCAACGGCUUCAACAUCACCGUUUUCACCAUUGCAUCUCCUCACUACCCCAUUGAAAUUAAUUGGAUUUCCUCUAUGGAAUUCACAAUCUAAUAAUCUAGUAUACUCAUCCUCUGUUGAUGCCACCUGGGACAGCAAAAUUGACGUUAAUGAGGAUUACAAUUACAACGAUGUCGAUUUACAUGUGAUUAGUAAAAUGGUGGCAUAUCUGGCUAACCUAUUAAAUCAAUUGAUUGCACCAUUGGAUUUUAAUUCGUUGGUUAAGGGGUAUAAUCGAGCCAAUAUAAAAGAACGAAAUCCAUCAUUGGUUGAUUCUGGGAGUGGUCGUGAUUCUGAUGAUCAGGAGAUACGGCUGCUGCCGACUGAUGAAAAGCCGCAUCCAAAUCACAUAUUUGAUGUUUUAUCAUGGGAUCAAAAAGUCAGUUAUUGGUUAGCUUCGUCAAACGAUAGUUGUAUCAAUCGAAUUUUGUUACGGAUUGAAUCUGGCUGGGAUAAAUUAAACCUUGAUUAA